Molecule: messenger RNA, 5122 nt
Organism: Archocentrus centrarchus (flier cichlid)
Lineage: Eukaryota; Metazoa; Chordata; Actinopteri; Cichliformes; Cichlidae
Gene: mmp15a
Product: matrix metallopeptidase 15a
Biological process (GO): collagen catabolic process; proteolysis; extracellular matrix organization
Cellular component (GO): extracellular matrix
Molecular function (GO): metalloendopeptidase activity; zinc ion binding
Source: RefSeq, a predicted model, not a curated record
AGGUCUUAACGGGAAAUUGUUAGCAGAUAUUUAAUAGCAGAUCCUUCCAAAAAUGGGAUCAAACAUCUUCCGUCAUUAAAACGCAACGAAGUCGAUUUUUACAAAGAAAAAAAAAGUGGGGGGAAGAAAGUGGGGAGCAAAUAGUUGGGGUUUGUGGGUGUGUGCGCGCUUUUUUGCAUUUUCCCCAGAAAUUGCUCAACAAGUGCUUUACUUUCGGCUUUCGUGCGCUCAUUUCGGGACUCGGACGCUUGAGUUUGUUGGGAGAGACUUUCAGCAGGACUUUAAACUGAAUUGUCUGCUGCCGAUCAGCCAUUGUGACCGUCAGAAAGGGGCGAGGACUUCUUCAUUUGCCCACUGGCUUCUGCGUUAGCUCUGUGCGAAGAAACAGCCGUAUGAGCAAACGCUUGGAUGCUCCAUGAGGCAGCCGAAACACAUCAAAAUCAAACUGCGACCAAGAAUGGAGUAAAACCACUUUUAUUUCCUUAAAACGCCUGGAUUUGUGCCAUACUUUGCAGUUUUCUUAAGUUAAAGUUUCUCAUUUAAAAAAAUAAUGGCCAGAUAGAUCACUUUUCGCCGAAGUUAAAUGUAAAAGGUGGUGAAGAGAACAAACCCUGCAGCUUUUUUCCCGUGCGUGAUCUGCUUGUCGAAAGAAGCUGCUUGGUUUGAUAUUUGUCACCUUCGUCCUCAUCACUCCACAAGUCUUUGCGGCCACGGGAGCAGAUCAGAGAGAAAAAUGACAUCCCAGCAAUCCUGGACUCAGAUCAUCAUCACAUCCGCGUCUUUAUUCUCCCUGAUCUUGUGCAGCACAGUGCCAGAUGGCCCAGAGGAAGAAGGCUUCAGUGCCGAGGCAUGGCUUCGUAAAUUUGGCUACCUGUCUCAGGCCAGCAGGCAGAUGUCCACCAUGCAGUCAGCUCAGAUUAUGUCCAAAGCUAUCAGUGACAUGCAGCGCUUCUAUGGACUGGAGGUGACUGGGGAGAUGGACCCUGCAACACUCUCGGCCAUGCGACGGCCUCGUUGUGGCCUCCCUGACAGACCAGAGGAGCUGGUUGACAGAUCACGAAAGAAGCGCUAUGUUCUCACUGGGCAGCGGUGGGACAAGGACCACAUCACCUACAGUAUAAUGAACCAAAACAUCCCUCCCUCUCUGGGAGAGGAGCGGACGUUCGAUGCGAUCCGCAAAGCCUUCGAUGUGUGGAGACAGGUCACGCCGCUCACCUUCGAGGAGCUACCACCUGAAAACAGCAUCAACGGGAGCCAGGCGAAGCUCGCUGACAUCCUGCUGUUGUUUGCCUCUGGUUUCCAUGGUGAUAUGUCACUGUUUGAUGGAGAGGGUGGGUCUCUGGCCCAUGCCUACUAUCCUGGACCAGGAAUAGGUGGGGAUACACACUUUGAUGCAGAUGAGCCUUGGACACUGGACAACCAUAACCCAGAAGGUAUAGAUCUCUUCCUGGUUGCGGUCCAUGAGUUCGGUCAUGCUCUGGGUCUGGAGCAUUCAGAUAACCCCAGUGCUACAAUGGCUCCUUUCUACCAGUGGGUUCACACACAAAACUUCACACUCCACGAGGAUGACAUCAGAGGCAUACAGUACAUAUAUGGUCCUCCCCUCAUCACCGAAGCUUCCCCCACUUCUCCGCUUGCUUCUGGCAAUGACCCCACUGUUGACUCCCCCACCUCCCCUUCGCGCCCAGAAGAUGAGCCCACCUCUUAUUCUCCAGCUGAUCCCCCACAAAACCCAACUGACACUGACCUGGAUCCUCCCACCCAACCACACACAAGCCCCAGCCCUACCUCCCCUUCCAUCCUCCCCACCUUCACCUCCACCACCACCACCACCACCACCACCACCGAAACCCAGCCUGAGCCGGAACCUGUCACUCCACAAAAAGAUAUCCCUCGUCCUCCUCCUCCACCUCCUCCAAGGUCGCCUGCUCCUCCUCGGCCUCCCAAGCUGCCAGACAACCAGCCCCCCAACAUCUGUGAUGGAGACUUUGAUACAGUGACCCUGCUGAGGGGGGAGAUGUUUGUCUUCAAGGGUAGCUGGUUCUGGCGGGUGCGAAGGAACCGCGUCCUUGAUAACUACCCCAUGCCGAUAUCUGUAUUCUGGAACGGCCUCCCCACUGACAUUGACGCAGCCUACGAACGUCACGAUGGGAAAUUUGUCUUUUUUAAAGGUGAUCGAUACUGGGUGUUCAGGGAGGCUGACGUGAUGCCAGGGUACCCACAGCCCAUAUAUCACUAUGGGAAAGGAGUUCCUCCACAUGGGAUCGACACAGCUAUCUGGUGGGAGCCCAAUGAAUACACAUACUUCUUCUCAGGAGACAGGUACUGGAGAUACAACGAAGAGACCCGAACCACAGACCGCGACUUCCCCAAACCAAUCAGCAGAUGGGGCAGGAUCCCGCCCUCCCCCAAAGGCGCCUUCCUCAGUGAUGAUGGGGCUUACACCUAUUUCUACAAAGGCACCAAUUACUGGAGAUUUGACAAUCGCAGGUCAGAAGCAGACAAAGGCUAUCCCCGCUCCAUCCUGAAGGAUUUCAUGGGCUGUGUGGGGAUCCCUGACCCAAAGCCUGACACAGACACCGAGCAGGAGCCGGAAGACAAACCGGUCAACCCUUCAGACCGAGGCAAAGAUGACAAAGAACCAGACAGAGGCCAGGACAAAGACACAAACUCGGAGCAAGAAGAAACCACUAAGCCUGACAGCACAGAGGAAGAGGAGGACAAAGAUGUGAAUGUGGUCGUGACAGUGGCUGACAAUGAAUCAAAGGUCAUGACCCUGAUUAUGGUGGCUGUUCCCCUGGUGCUCAUCUUGUGUAUCCUCAUCCUAAUCUAUGCCAUCCUCAGGACUCUGCAGAACAAAGAGACACCGAGAGCUUUGGUGCACUGCAAGCGUUCGCUGCAGGAUUGGGUCUGACACCCACAAUUAGAAGAGAUAGAUCGGGUAUCCGUCGUUUGUCUGGUGCAGUCACUGCCAUCCAGUUUUUACUUUUGGCAUUAGAGGAAAAGAAGCUUUGAAAGUUCAAGAAAGCUGAUGAGUUACCACAAUGUUUUGGGCCCCAUUUGUCAUUGUGAGAACUUUUAUUGCUCAUAUGGCAUGAUUAAAAAGUAGUGAAUUCAGCGCCUGUGGAGCUACAGUUUCCCACAUUCUGACCUUGACUUUAGCUCUGCCAGACGUUUUUCUACUGUGCCUCUCUCUGUGCCUUCCAAAUGUCUGAAAAAGUACCUCCAAUUCAAAAAAAAAACCAACUUUCUUCACUUCAUAUAAAAAAAUGACAUUUCACCCACCUUAGGUGUACUAUAAAAGACUCAUAACUCACUAGGAAUGUGUGAUUACAUUAAUUCUAACCGGUUAGAGGAGGGACAUCUGGGGGGGUUUAUUUGUAGUCUAAAUGCAGACAAAGUCUUUAGAGCACAUAUAUUACACAUACACAGAAGCACACAUAUGCAAAAAAAAAAAAAGUUUGCUUGCAUUAAUAUGAACAAUCUUCUAUCAUUUUGAAUAAGUUGCUUCAACCAUUUUUCGUCUGUUUAGAACAGAUAAUUUGCACUUUUGAUUCUGUUUAAGCUGCCUUUGUUUUGCUGAGUUUGCUUUUCUGCAAUCGUGUUUGUGUGUUCGUGCAAAGCAGAGAUUCGCAGCACACACACAGGCCAAGCUCGUCCUCCUACCAGCACAGGAAUGUUAGACAGCUGCGUGUGUCCAUGACUGCCUGCUUCCCACUGAGCCCAUUAUGUCUGCCCUUUCCUGCACACAUGACACACAUUGCCUCAAGAAAAUCUUGUAUCUGCACUGAUUAGUGCAUACAUGUUCACAUAUGUAGCUCGCUUACUCACCCAUACAAAGGCCUAUAGUUUUUUUUUGUGCACAGACACUUAGGCUCCAGCCUCCCCUCCUCUUGCCACAACCCUGUGCAGACUGCACCACUAAAAAACACGAUCCCAGCGGAGACAUAUUGAUAUAUGACCGGUGCCAGUGUUGGGAUUUAUUCACUUUUUAUGAGAAGCAUCAGGAAUUAUUGUGGUAUUUUAUAAAAAUCUGCAGUCUCAGCCUGUGAAGAGUAAAAAGCAACUGUGUUCUCUUUUUUAUCUCUGUCAUUUUUUUCAUGCUAAAGAUAGAACUAAAGCUAAUUAUGUCUGCAAGGGAGAGGCCUGCAGGCUAGAGAAGAAUGGAUGAGGGGUCUGGUUUCUAUUAAGUCCACAUGUUGCUGAUUUAGUACUGUCAGGCAUGAGAAGAGGGGGGGGGAAUGCAAAAAGGGGGAGUUAUAAAAAUGAUGGUGAGUAAAGGGUAAAAGGGAAAUGAGAGGGAAUGAAAUGAGGAGAGAAAGAAAGAAACUGAAGGAGGUAGAGACUAAGGAGGGGAGAGGGAGGGCUCUGUCAGCAUUUCCUUUCCAGGUUUCUGUGAAAAAGGAGGCGCGGGGGAAGGAAGGAAAGAGAAAGGGAGGUUAGAAGGAUUUAGAGGAGGGGCAAUGCUGGCAUUGUGCCUCCUGACCUACAUUAGGCCACUUGAAUCUGCUUCUCUUUUUCAACUCUUAUUUUUGCCCUGCUCUGUUAUGGGCUAGAGAUGAUUUUGACUGCUUUUUCCUCUCCACACCUUUGUUCAUUCUUUAUCUUUUUGUCUCGCUCUCUUGUUUUUUCAUUGCCGUAACUUGCCAUUCCCCAGUGUAUUCAUUUUCUUCUCCACUCAUCUGGAAAGUCAGCUCAAGCAUUUAAAAGAGAAUUCAUUUGCAGAUGCAUCUGCAGGAUGUGAUGUGAUCUUGUCUUAUUGUUGUUACCUGGCUCAUCUAUCAGCAUUUUAGAGUUGUUAACCUUUGCUUUAUGUUUCAUUGUGCCUUUUUUUUCCUGUGAAUACUGUGGGGGAAUUUUUGUAAAAAAAAAAAAAUAUAUAAAUAGCAUGGGGAAAAUGUUUCUAAUUCAUUUCUUUUUUCUUACCUUAUUAUUUGUAGUUUUGCACAUUUUGUGUGCAUUCAGAUGUUUUGUUAGAGCAGCGGUAGAUUUUUUUUUUUUUUUUAUGAUGAUGAUGAUGAUGAUGAUGAUGUUGAUGCAUGCAGGGCAUGUUCAAUGAGGCCUGUGCACUCCUGUGUAGAGUACAUUAAAGAUUUCACAAUAAAACUUGGAUAAAAAGCAA